Colletotrichum truncatum is the source of this 843-nucleotide messenger RNA. RefSeq names its product citrinin biosynthesis oxidoreductase. Gene Ontology annotation, cellular component: nucleus; cytoplasm. NCBI's taxonomy places the organism in Eukaryota, Fungi, Ascomycota, Sordariomycetes, Glomerellales, Glomerellaceae. The record is from RefSeq and is a predicted model, not a curated record. Gene Ontology annotation, molecular function: hydrolase activity. Gene Ontology annotation, biological process: secondary metabolite biosynthetic process.
AUGAUCGGACAUUACGACCACACCCAGUCUGCUGACACUGAGUAUCUCAAAAUGAACGACACAGCGACGAUCCACCUGCCGCGCAUUCUAUGUCUUCACGGCGGGGGCACUAAUGCAUUCAUCUUCCGUAUGCAGUGUCGUGUGCUUGAGAAGCGUCUCAAACGUUCUUUCCGUCUCGUAUAUGCCCAGGCGCCAUUCAUCAGCGUAGAGCCUGGACCGGAUGUGACGUCUGUAUACAAGGACUGCGGGCCUUUUAGGGUCUGGCGCCGCGAUCAUCGCAUGCCUGGAGUCUGGACGUCCGAAGAUGUUGCUGCGGGAAUCGAAACCGCUCUUGCGCUUGCCAUGGCUGCCGACGACGCCAAGGGGGCCACUGGAGAAUGGGUCGGCAUAUUGGGGUUUAGCCAGGGAGCAAAUGUGGCAGCUAGCAUUCUUUACCGGCAACAGAGUUACGGAGUGACCAGUUUUCGUUUCGCUGUUCUCUUUGCUGGUCGCGGGCCAUUGGUUUGGCUCAUGCCCGAGCUUCCUCAACCGCAUGGCUUGAUCGACGCUGCGACACCCUUCACACACCCCGCUCCGGCCUGGAUCACUCUAGGCUCUACCGAACACAUAUUGCGAUUACCUACGAUACACGUCCACGGACUUAAAGACCCCGGGCUGGACCGACACCGAGACUUACUUCGGGAUUAUUGCGAUCCGUUACAGGCCACGCUCCUGGAGUGGGAGGGUGGACAUCGCAUGCCGAUCAAGAGCAAAGACGUCGAAGUGGUUGUCCAGCAGAUUAUGAAAGCCGCAUGGGAGACAGAGUGCAUUGCUGAUGGUCAGCCUUGGUGGCAUAGUAUUUAA